AUGGCGGCACGCAAGAUUGGCUUCUUCGAGAAGCAGGCCAACCUGCUCGGCGUUCUCUACCGCCACCAGGCCAACCAGUUCCCGCGACGCUGGGAGCUCCUCAAGGGAGUCGCCAAGAAGGAGCUGGCCCCGCCAUCGGCCGCCGAUCUGCCCGCCAUCAAGGCCGAUUUCGCCAAGUUCGCCAACGCCAUCCAGUCCGGCGCCUACAAGCAGCUCUCCGUUCGUGAAUUCCUCGCCUACUCUGCCGUUGCCCUCGAGAUCGUCUUUGUGUUCUUCGUUGGUGAGAUGAUUGGCCGCAGGAACGCCGUCGGAUAUUUGGUGCCCGCCGACUACGUCUCGAAGGAGACCCGAAAGCAGGCGAAGGCGCUCAAGCCCGCGGACCCGCACGCCUUC
Messenger RNA from Mesorhabditis spiculigera, 393 nucleotides. Lineage: Eukaryota; Metazoa; Nematoda; Chromadorea; Rhabditida; Rhabditidae. The record is from the annotation of a GenBank genome assembly.